CUCCAAUAUUAGGAAUUGUUAAUCUUCCUGGAUAGACAUUAACCAUGGCGACGAAAGACCACCGAUUAGUAGCUGCAUUAGAUUUCGGAUCAACUUAUUCUGGAUAUGCUUUUUCUAUGCGACAUGAAUUCAAAACUGAUCCAAUGAAAAUUCAUGCUAACCAGGCUUGGAAUUCCGGCGGGAGAGCAUUGUUAUCAUUAAAAACUCCUACAUGUUUGCUUCUGAAUGAUAAAAAGCAAUUCAUAGCUUUUGGUUACGAUGCAGAAAACCAGUAUGCAGAUAUUGUAAUGGAUGAAAAACAAGACGAAUAUUUCUACUUUCAUCGAUUUAAAAUGAAUCUUCAUAACAACAAGCCUGUGAGUGCAGUUGAUGUGUUUAGCCUGUCCAUUAAGGCACUGGUAGAUCAUUUCAUGGACAGUGUGAAAAAACAGGGAACUGGUGUGAAAAUACAGGAAAUACAAUGGGUUUUAACAAUACCAGCAAUAUGGACAGAUGCUGCCAAACAGUUUAUGAGGGAAUGUGCUGAAAAGGUAAUACUUUUUAAAAAAUUACUCCUAGCUCUUGAACCAGAAACCGCUAGUAUAUUCUGCCAGUAUCUGCCGACUGAAAAAUUACACGGAGCAGACCAGACUUUUGCAAUGUCAGCUGAGGGAACUAGGUACAUGGUUGCCGACUUAGGAGGUGGUACAGCUGACAUAACUGUUCAUGAAAAAACAAAAGAUGGACGUCUGAAAGAACUCCACAGAGCUUCAGGGAAUGAUUGUGGUGGCACUUCAGUUGAUGGCAGGUUCUUCCAGAUGCUUGUAAAGAUACUAGGUGGACCAGUGAUGAAAAAGAUUAAAGAUGAAGAUCCAGCUGCCUUCCUUGAUCUGUUUCGAGAAUUUGAGGCUGUAAAGAGAACAAUUGUAACUGGAAAAGAGGGAAAAGUAAACAUGACUAUUCCCUAUGCGUCUCUUGAUGCUAAUUGUAGAGAAAUGUUGGGAGAUGAUUUAAAAGCUGUGAUUGCGUCAUCUCCAUACGGAAAUGAAAUUUCACUACGUGUAGAUAAAAUGAGAAUUGAUGCACAUCUGAUGAUAAAUUUGUUCAAACCAACAGUUGACAACAUACUUUCUCUAAUGUCCGAAAUUCUCAAAGACAAAAAGGUACAAAAUGUAACUCAAAUUUUGCUAGUAGGUGGUUUCUCUGAAUGUCGACUUAUUCAAGAUGCUGUUAUCAAGAAAUUCUGGAAUAAAAAAAUAAUAAUUCCAGAAGAAGCUGGUCUUUCUGUACUAAAAGGUGCUGUUUUGUUUGGUCAUAGGCCAGACUAUAUCCAGUCCCGUGUUCUGCGAUUCACAUAUGGUGUUGAAGUAAUAGAAGUAUUUGAUACGACCACACACGAUGUCAAAUAUCUGUUGAAAAUCGAAGGAGAAGAUAAAUGUGACAAGAUAUUUUCAAAAUUUGUUUCGAAAAACGAGACUGUUAAAGCAGGGAAGAGAGUAAGUGGUGAAUUUUAUACGUCGCACAAGAUGCAAUCAGCUAUCACCUUUCCAGUUUAUGUUUCCACAAACGAAGAUCCAAUGUACACAGAUGAUGAAAGCUGUACACAACUCUGCCAAAUUAGUUUAGAACUUCCUGAUCCAACUGAAGAAGAAAGAACCGUUGAUGUUGAAUUUGUGUUCGGAAAUACAGAAAUAAGUGUAAGUGCAAAGGAUCGCAAUUCUGGAAAAGAAAUUAAAACAAAACUCAAUCUUAUAUAAUUGUAUUGCUAUUAGCUGUGUUCUCACUAAGUUGAAAACGUAUUUUUAGAUUUCAUUUGACAUUCUUUUAGCAUUUAACUAAU
This is a messenger RNA of Mytilus trossulus (common blue mussel), 1819 nucleotides long. Its product is annotated as heat shock 70 kDa protein 12B-like. Lineage: Eukaryota; Metazoa; Mollusca; Bivalvia; Mytilida; Mytilidae. Bases 45 to 1736 code for a protein of 563 amino acids. The transcript has 5 exons. Gene Ontology annotation, molecular function: ATP-dependent protein folding chaperone; ATP binding. The record is from RefSeq and is a predicted model, not a curated record.